CGCGCGCGCAUAUGUGUGUGUGUGUGUGUAAGUGAGUGAGUGAGAGACAGAGCGCUCGCACAAGAGGCAGGGGGGGGGGCUGUUUUUGAGCGCUUACGCAUGUGUGUAACUGCGCGUGUGUCUAUAUGUAUGUGUGUGUGAGAGAGCGAGAGAGAGAGAGAGGGGGCUGCCAUUGAAUGCAUGCCUGAGAGAGGAGAGAGAGAGAGAGAGAGAGAGAGAGAGUAGGAGGAAGAGGAAGAGGGAGUCGACUGUGUUGAAUGUGUCAGAGGGAGAGAAAUCAAAAUUGCUUCCAUGAAAUCUGUGUGACUCAAACACAGAGCCCUCCUUGUAUCUGAGAGAGCAGGAGAAGGGGAGAGAGACAGAGAGGAGGGGGGAAACCAGAGGGCAGGAGAGGAAGAGAGAGAAGGAUUGAAGGAACAGAGGACUACAGAGAAUGAGAUUCUCAAGAGAAGACAUUCACCCUGAUUCCAGUCACUCAGGAAACCAAGGAGGAAGCCAGUGUUUCUUUUGUCGCGCUCAGUGUCGGCGGGGCCCAAACGCAGGAAGCGCCUAGGACGACACAGACAUUCGUAACACAGACAUACUCUUACACACACGCACACACACACUCAUACAGACAGAUACAGACACACACAUCGAAGCAACUUCUCUGUUUUGCCUGUGUGGAAACCAGGACAAAAUAACUGCCAGCAGUUUACAACCAUCCCAGAAUGAGAAGAGAAGAGUGAAACUUGGCGUCUACUGAGAUUACAGAGACAUUUAGGUCAUCUAACCUCACCAGCCUGUUGAGUGGGGCCAUUUGCACAGUGGCAGGCCUUGUGAAAUCCGGCCUGUGUGGUCUAACGGCACCCUGAAAAGAGGAGCAGGUGAACAUCAACCAAACCAAGGCCUGGUGAGCCCGGUGCUGCCCCUGGUGGACACACCAUGACAUCGCACGGCAAGCUGAAGAAGGAGAAGGGGGGGCUGGUGGAGUAUGAGAACCAGGUCAAAGAGGUGCGCAGUCAGCUGUCAGAGCAGAUGAAGGUGCUGGACGCGCAGCUGGAGCAGAAGACGCAGCAGUUGCAGGACGUGAGCGACUACCUGCGAAGACGGGGCGAGAUCGAGGCCGAGUACGCCCGCUCCCUGGACAAGCUGGCCGAGAGGUUCACCCUCAAGACCAAGAGGAAGGAGCAGUCGGACCAGUGUUCAGUGGUCCAGUGCUGGUCAGUUCUGCUAACACAGACCCGACAGGAGAGUCGUGACCACAGCGCUCUGAGCGAGACAUGCUGCAACACACUCACCCAGCGCCUCUCCCACUGCAUAGAGGACACACACCGCCUGGCCAAAAAGAGUAAAGAGGUUGGACAGCAAAUGCAGGAUGAUCUCCUGAGGGUUACCACUGAGUUACAGACGACUCUGAAGACGUAUUACCAGUACCACAUUGACUGCCUGGCUGCAGAGGGAAAGCUCAAGGAUGCCACGCGAUUGGAGGAGAAGUCAGGGAAAUCGGGUGACACGCUGGGCAUCGUCCAAUCAGUGGGCCAGAGACGGAGCUCGGUGAAGAAGAUGGAGCGGCUGAUGGAGAAGAGACAAGGUAAAGUACAGGAGACCCAGCUGAAGUGUACCAAGGCUCGUAAUGACUACCUGCUCCAACUUGCUGCGGCGAAUGCCUCCAUGAAUAAGUACUAUCUGCAAGACAUCUGCACACUGAUUGAUUGCACAGAUCUGGGGUACCAUCUGACGCUGACGCGGGUCAUGCGGGGGUUCCUGUCCCACCGGCACCGCAUGCAGCAGAACCUGAAGAAUGGGCUCCAGCAGCUGGACAGCGCUGUGACCGGACUGGACCAGGGCCAGGACCGCGAUGCUCUGCUGCAGGCCCACAACGCUGCCUUCUGCCUGCCUUUCCGCUUCCAGUACCAGCCCCACGAGGGGGACCAGGUGUGUGAGGUGAGUGCUGAGUGCCAGGUGAGAUACGAGUUGGAGACCAGAUUCCAGCAGCUUCAAUCAAGGCUCGCCUCCGUUACCUUGGAAACAGAAGAGAUUAGUAAGACACUGAAGGCUACCCACGCUGCCUUGGUGGAUAGCAUCUGUGAUGAUGACUGCAACCCGGCUCCCGAUUUGUCCUCUACCGUCUCUCUGGACACCACCGGCGACAGUGGUGGGACCAAACUCCCACUGGCCAAGCGUCGGGCCAAUCAGCAGGAGACAGAGACCUACUACUUCACAAAAGUCAAGGAGCACCUCAGUGGCAGCUCUCUGAUCUCCAAACUCCAAGUCAAACAUGACCUACUGAAGGAGGCCAUUCAGAAAGCGGAGGCCAUUGACAGCGACCCCUCAAGAAUGCCAUCUGGUAGGGCACUGCGUGUGCGGAAGGCCAGGCCAUGCUCCCAGUACAACCACAAACUCUUCUCUGGAGACAUGCUCUCCUUCAUCCAGAGUUCUGGACAGCAGAUCCCCCUGGUGGUGGAGAGCUGUAUUCGCUUCAUCAACCUCCACGGUUUGCACCAUGAAGGCAUUUUCAGAGUACCUGGCUCUCAAAGUGAGGUGAACCACAUUCGAGACGCUUUUGAGAGAGGUGAGGACCCUCUGACAGAUGGAGAGUGUGACAUUGACUCUGUGGCAGGCGUUCUCAAGCUCUACUUCAGGGGUCUGGAGAGGCCUCUCUUCCCCGAAGAGUUUUUCUCACAGCUGAUGGAGUGUGUCCAGAUUGAGAAUGUGACAGAGAGAGCCUCCCAGAUAAAGAGUGUGGUCUCCAGCUUCCCCCGGCAGAUUGUCAUCGUCAUGCGAUACCUCUUCGCCUUCCUGCAUCAUGUCUCCCAGUACAGUGAUGAGAACAUGAUGCAGCCCUACAACCUGGCGGUGUGCUUCGGGCCCAGCCUUCUGCGGGGAGCGGAGUCCGGUGACGCCGUCACUCUGCAGCCCCAGAUCAAUGCCCUGGUCAAGACCAUGAUCCUCCAGUACGAGAGCAUCUUCCCUGGGCCUGCCGAGCUCCCAGGGCCCAUCUACGAGAAGUGCAUGACCCUGGAACAAGAGUACUGUGAACCAAUUACUGAGGAAGGGGAAGGAGAGACUGAACAUCCCCACAGUGAGGAUGAAUGGGACGCGGUGGCCAUAUUUGAUUAUGCGGCGCGCUCUGCAGCUGAGCUGUCAUUCAAGCAGGGGGACCACCUCCAGCUGCACAGCAAGGCCUCUGCUGAUUGGUGGAGAGGAGAAGUGGGCGGGGUGAAAGGCCUUAUCCCCCACAAGUACAUCAAUGUAUCUGAAGGGGUGGAGAGGAGGCUGGAGAGGGGGAAGAGGGAUGAGAACAGAGGAGGGAGCACUGGGAACCUGGCAGCAGAGGAGCAGCAACUGGGCGAGCACAGCACGCGCAUGCGUGUGAACAGUGACAGUGCUUCUCUACCUGGGAGGCAGAGAGGAGUGGGAGUGGGGGGGGUGGGAGUCGGAGUCGGGGGAGUCGGAGUCUUGAGUGGCGGGAGCGGCAGUCCCGUGCGCAAGCUCACCCUGCAGGUGCCCGAGGGUGCCCGUCUGAUCCAGCUGCCCCAGUCACCUGGCAUCGUCCGCCAACACUCAGGGAAUCAGGAGCGCAGACACACACUGGACAGUGUGCGGGCAAUGCCUGGCGGAGCAGAGAAGCAGCCUAUACAGGUAGACAAGGAUGUCAGUCGUCAGAUGGACUCUGUCUUUAAGGAGCUCCUCUUGCGCCAGCCUCCCCUGAACCCCUCUGCGGCGACGGCCCCCUCUACCCCCACGUCUUCAGCCGCCUCCACCCCGGCGUCCACCUCCUCUCCGCCCCCUGCACCCCGCCCGGCCCCCAAGAAGCCCGUCUUCGGCCUCAUGAGCCGGCGCUGACCGCCUGGCACACAGAUGGAGGAGGCGGCUAAGUGGAGGCGCCCGAAAAGCAGAACAUCAACUUGGAGUGAGAGAGAGAGAGAGAGAUAGAGAGAGAGAAAGAAAGAGUGAGAGGGAGAGUACUAAAUCAAUCGUCUGUUUUCAUUUUGGACGAGGGAUGCCUAUAGUCCUUCAUGGCGUUGUAACAGAAGAAUUGAGAAGAUAUAUUUUUCCAACUCAUACAAUAUAUUAUAGUCUUACGAUAUAUGGUCUGUUGAUUUGCCCCCACAUUGUACAUCCGUUACAGUGCAGUUCCGUGGAGUGUCUGAUGUGUUUUGUUGUAGUUGUAGUGCCGUCAUACAUAAGUGAGGCGUCCACUUGAGCCAAGGGCGCACUCAAACAGGUUAGUUCACCCUGCCCCAACAAACGCCAACAAACACCAAUAAACUCCAGGAACUAGCAGCCAUUGGUUGUUCUUGGAUCAGUGUGUUAUGCUGUUACUGUGAAGCAAAGAUGCCAAAGUGUGGAGCUUCAUGGCACUGUAUGAUCUUAAGUGUGAUGGAAAUUUAAAAGUUUUUUAUUUUUUAUUUGCAAACAUUCUUAAAUUCAAACAUUUUUUUUUUAUUUAAAAAAAAAAAAAAAACUCAAUGUUGUGAAUGUUUGGGUUUGUUCGAGUUUGUUUGGCCAGUGUGAGAGAGCUUUAAGUCCAGUUUGAGGGUCCAAACUAAGGGCUCAACCUGUUGAUCAGAAUUGUGUACAUGCUUGCGUUUUUAGACAAAUAAAUUGACAUCUGUGUUGAACGCACCGGAGGCCUGGUGAACGUCUCUCAACCACAUAAAGAGGAAGUAAGGCUUUUGUGGUGCGCUGUGGGUCACAGUUGAUAUUACAGUGACCUUUCCCCGAGCAGUGAUUUAGAUUUCACUUUUUUUUUCAAACCAAAAUAUUUCUCUCCUCGUCUUCAGUUAACAAGUUAAUGGUUUUUUCAAAAUGUACUUUUUGACUGCUGCCAAUCUUUUUAGUUUCAGCCUAAGUCUCUGUGUUUCUGUUCAAAGCCAUGGUUUUGUCUGUUGUUGCAAUGGAACUUGUUUGACCAAAUGUUCUGUUUAUGUCACGGCUUGUGUUAGCAGUGAAGCGGAAGAGAAAGGGCGACAUUUAUUAGUUAGGGACCUAAUUUAGAUAACAGGCAAAGUGCAAAGUCAGUCAAUGAACAAAUGGUCUCCUUCAUAAGGCUAUAGGGAGGGCUUUGAGCUGACCCACUGAUGUUUGUGCUUAGGGUCUUGCUUCUAUUUGCUCCUAAAUUUGCAAAUAGAUUUUGUGCAGUUUUUAGAUUAGCUUUAGUUGGACGUGAGACUUUGCACUUUGCCCUUCAUUUGAAACAGGGCCCUUACUCUCAGGCACUAAACAACCGUCAGUAUAUUGACAUCACCAUCAUAUUUUACACACAUCUGGUUUACAUGCCUAUUUAGUCUACUGGCUGUUAUUUAGAUCAAUAAUGCAGUUGUAUUGCACUGUCUUGCUUUUGUGUUACGUUCUUACGUUACGUUAGAACCGCCUGUAGGACAAGCCCAAGGCAGUGAUUCUAUAUUUGUUAUCGGAGAGGUAUUGGAAACAACCAUGUUUCUUAGAUCCUCAACUUUCAUUCUUGUGAGGAGAAAAUGCACCUUCAGUAAGCAUGCUCUUAGGUGCCACAGACAGACAGAUAGAUACACACACUUAGACACACUCAGACACACACACACACACACACACACACACACACACACACAAGUCUAGUGGAAAGAAGUCUCGCACUGGAACAGGUGAAGACUUAAAAUAAGUGCCAUGGCCACACAUUCCCUGCCCGGCUCUGUGUAACAUUUUCUCUCUGUCACGAAUGAAAGCUGGAAAGGCAGGCAAGGCAACUGUGAAGACAAGCAUGAACAAACCUCGCCCCAGUGGGUACACAUCAGUGGAGCGGGGGCGGGAGCGUGGGGGUCUGUGGGCUUACUCUGCCAUGUAAAGAGAUUCAUAGAGGGACUAGUAAAGAAGAAAUGACCAAACUGUGAAACAGGAACAGGAAGCGCAGGGUCCCUCUCACUUCCUGUUGCUCCUCGAUGCACAAAUGUCACAGACACGCCUAGGUACCCACUCUGAUCCUUUCCUUCGCAACACGCUCUCUGUUUGAUGAUGUCACUGGAUUCAUUGUUGUUUCAAUCAUAGUACUGAAUUAAUAAAUGAUAUAGAUUCUA
Messenger RNA from Alosa sapidissima (American shad), 6035 nucleotides. It is a transcript of the gene arhgap4b, whose product is annotated as Rho GTPase activating protein 4b. NCBI's taxonomy places the organism in Eukaryota, Metazoa, Chordata, Actinopteri, Clupeiformes, Clupeidae. The transcript is spliced from 24 exons. Gene Ontology annotation, biological process: signal transduction; negative regulation of cell migration. The coding region runs from base 925 to 3828 and encodes 967 amino acids. Gene Ontology annotation, molecular function: protein binding. The record is from RefSeq and is a predicted model, not a curated record. Gene Ontology annotation, cellular component: cytoplasm.